Molecule: messenger RNA, 587 nt
Organism: Aphanomyces invadans
Lineage: Eukaryota; Oomycota; Saprolegniomycetes; Saprolegniales; Verrucalvaceae
Exons: 1
Coding region: 41-544 (167 amino acids)
Source: RefSeq, a predicted model, not a curated record
CGGCAUUUUUGAAGUCGCCGGUCCAUCAACAACAAUUACUAUGGGAGCUGCCGGAUCUGUCCAAGACGCUUCCUUCGACCCCAACAAGUUUGCCCAGUCGAAGGCCAUCAUGGACCUCGCCGUCGACGACGCUGAAAAAUUUGCCAAGCUCAAGGAAGUCUGGAACUCCAAUGGGGGCGGCACAAAAGAGCCGUCCCCUGAGCCCCAGCCAGCUGCAAACGAGGUCAAAGAAGCAACCCCGAAAGAAUUGACGGCGCCCAAGGACACUCCAGCUUCCAGUGAAUCGACAAAAGAGGCUCCCAAGGAAGCCCCGAAGGAAGCGUCGAAUGAAGCACCCAAGGCUGCGGAGAAGGAUGCUCCUAAAGAUGAAAAGAAAGACGGUACAAAGGUCGAGUCCAAAGAAGCUGCGAAGGAAGCGCCGAAGGAAGAGAAAAAGGAAGCUCCCAAGGAAGGUCCAGUGGAAGCGCCGAAGGAAGCUCCAAAGGAUACCCAGCCUGCGAUGGGGGCCCCGGCAGAGGAAAUCAAAGCUGCUGCCCCCAAGUAGUCGUCACGAUAGCAAUAUAGAUCUUCCUACCCUGCUCGAUCGA